GCCACGCAAAGAGGAAAGGAGGCGAGGCAGUCGAAAGCGGCCGCGUUGACGGGGCUGGUCGAGUCGUGUGUUGUUUGUUGCGGACUGGACAGAAAAUAUGGCGUCGCUCAAGUUCACGCACGCAGUCGUGUGCCGCAUACCGCUGUCAUUCAGGACGCGAGCCGAGAUCGAGUUGGAAGAGGCGAGGCGGCAGCACGAGGCAUUCGUUCGCCUGCUGCGCGAAUUGGGUCUGGACGUUAUCGAACUGCCGCCCGAUGAAUCUCUCCCCGAGUGUGUUUUCGUCGAGGAUACCGCCGUGGUUUGCAACGGCCUGGCGCUUAUAGCGAAGCCUGGAGCGGCGACCCGCGCGAAAGAGGUACGUGCUAUUUUUAGAACUAACCCUCGUCUCAUUCCCGCCUCGUAAUUUCGUCCCGCAAUAUUUAUGUUCCUACCGUUAAAACUAAAUUUGGGUCACCAGGUUGACGUCAUUUUUACGGCACCGUGUCGUUGAUGCGUCUGUUUGUGCGCAUGGCAUUUGCUGUAGGCGCAGUUUGUACGCAGUAAACGAACUAGUUACCUGCCCGAGUUCCAGCCAGCGACGAAUGAUUAAAAAAACAAGCCGGUUUGAAUGACAUCAUUAUGAUGUCAUUUGCCGUUUUAGGAAACAUGUUUUCACGUGGUGUUUUUAAGUUGUCCGGUUGCAUUCUUGACAUUUUAGAUGCGUUGUUGUCUGUUGCAGGGUACAAUGAGCAGUGCUGUGACAUUUAAUUUAAUUAUUGCUGGUAGUUUGUAUUGUAAUUGAAGUACAAUGGCUUAGCAGUUGAAGUGAAUUCCAAGUUGUACCGUUCAUAAACAAUGUUACGCUUUUGUUGACUGUUUCAGUAACAAUUUUAAGUAGUAAAAGGACCGAGCUUUGCUGCAAAAUGCUGUUUUAUUUUACUUUAGCAGUUAUUUCUUAUGUAGCUUUAACAAUUAUACUCCAAGUUUGAUACUUUUUUUUUUUGCAUAAUACAUUAUGAAUGAAAGUAUUGACGAAUCGAUAUCAUGAUUGUAUUCCUUUGGCUUGCAACAGUGAUAAAUUCGACUAAACCAAUAAUAAUGUUUUGUGUAGCUUUCAAUCCUUUGUAUUAGGAAAUAAUGUUUUAAUAGAGAAAAAUUAAGUUUACUCUGUUUGCUUGUGCUAAGAUAAGCAAAGUAGUAAAAUCCAUUGAGAAUUAAACAAAUACAGUUGCUGACUAAACAACACCCAAAAACACUUUUGAAGGAUAAUAACUUAUUUUCUCUUUUACUUCCUAAUAUAUUUUCUAAUUCUUUAAAAUUCCAUUGCAAUAGUUUACCAAUAAUUUUCCUUUUUGAUGGGUUAGGUUAGCUACAUUAAGUAGUUGCUUAUUAAGUAUUAUGUAUUAAAUACAUUUUAUUAAUGUAGCUGACCUAACCCUUACCUACCUUUUUUUUGAAGAAUCUGUGACAGCACUAAACCAUGCUUAAAAAAAUUUCACCUUAAAAACAUAUAUUAAAGAAAACAAAAAACCAAUAGCUAUAAAAUAUGAAGAAACAUGAAAUAACUUGACUUUAAAACUUACUAGUGAUUGUCUUGUUUCAAAUAUUCAAAACUGCAGAAAUCAAUCCUUCAAAUAACAUGUUGCUGUUAUAGCUUUGUCAUUUUAAAGAAUGAUUAUAAAACAUGUCAGAAAGUUUAAAAAAAAAAAAAAAAAACACAUUUUCAGUUUUUUUUAUGUACCCUUCUCCCAGACAUUUACCCUAACCCAUGGACAGCAUUUCUUGGUAAAGGUGGAGACAAUCAGAGCAGUGCUGAAGAAGGAGCUGGACCUGCCGAUUGUCGAGAUUGCGGAUGAUACUGCAAAGCUUGAUGGGGGAGACGUCUUGUUCACAGGACGGGAGUUCUUUGUGGGGCUGUCGGAGUGGACAAACGAGGCGGGGGCGCGGGCGGUGGCGGCAGCCUUCCCAGAGUUCCCUUGCACGCCAGUCAAGGUGAGGCCUUGUGUAGAGCCAGAUGGCAGCCCCGAUCUCGAGACCCUACAGGUGACGGAGUCCAGGCACCUCAAGGCCAUGGUGACGAUGGCGGGGCCCGACGUCAUCUGCGUGGGAGCAGGGGCGGCCGCCCAGGAUGUGCUCAUGCGUAUAAAGCGUGAGGCGACGUUCAGCUACCAGACGCUCACGGUCCCCGAGGACAUCGCUGCGAACGUUCUCUACGUAAAUGGCACGCUCGUCCACCGCUCUCCGGACGAGGUGCCAGAGUCCUGCAAGGUAUUCGCAGAGAAGGUUGACUUUCCGCGGCGGACGCUCAACAUGUCUGAGCUGGCGAAGGCCGGCAGUGGCCUGACCUCGUGCUGCCUGCUGUUCCGACGAGUGCGCCACAUCCGCAGCCUGUGAGCGCCCAGGGAGGAACCCCUUCCCCCUCGCACCUCCGUCACCCGCGUGCUUUCCCGUGCUCCUGUUCUCGGCACGCACCUCGUCUCCAGGUCCGCACGAGCUUGGUAGAGCGGCAUUGUAUCAUCGUCGUCACUGUGUGUCUGCACGGAACUCUUUAAGGGCACCACUUACCCCUGAGUAAGAGAUCUCUGCAAAUACUGUAGCCAAUAUAAUCACCUCCGUGUAUAAAAGCUCAAUUUCGGUCACAAUGUUGAACAAAAAAUUCUUGUGAAGUUUAUUAGCAGCAACUGAAAAAAAAAACGGUUCAGUGACAUGCAGGAUGGACACCACACGUGUCUCCUGCUGAUGUUGUUGGUUCACCUGUGAUUCAGAACUCUGGCUUCUGAUUUUUUAUUGAUAGAGACAAGAUUAUAUGGUGAAAUACCAUUAAACCAAAUAACUUUGCAAAGCAUGUCAAAACACCAUAUAACACCAAAAUGCAAGUUAUUGCACCAUAAAGCAACCAAAUACAACUAAAAUCAUGAAAUUAAUCAUAAUUUUUAAUCAAAACUAAUUCAAAUCACAAUAAUGUAAUAUUUUAGUGUAUUAAAUUCAAUAAAUGUAAUUUAUCCAGCAUGUAGUUUGUACCAAAAUAGAUUGGAAAAAAAAUAUUUCUCUUUUUUUUUAUCUUGCAACCAUCAUUUGUAAUUCAUCUUUACAUUAGGACUUUGGUACAUUUUUUUAACAUACAAAUAAUUGCUGAUUUAUUUUUAUUGUUUUAUGUAUUUCUGUCCUAGACAUACUUAUUACAAAUUAUUAUAUAGUGCAAGUGCAUCAAAAGGUAUUGGUCAGAAUUGUGAAAUAAUUAUAAUAAAACAUUUAAAUAUCAUGUUUGUCAUUAAUUUUCUGUGUUUUUUGAGUAAACAGCAUUCAUAAAUAUAAAAACAAUAACACCGCCAUCUCCUGUUUAAAAAAUUAUAUUGCCCUAAACAUAAAACCAUAAAAUCUUGUCUCAAGUUAUUAGCUUGAAGAACUUCAUAAAUGAACUGGUCUAAUUGCAGGCACAGCAUAAAGGCAUGUAGUUUUAAUUAUAGCCUGUAGUGAAAUGAAUCAGGAAUAUUCGCAGUCUCUCUUUGUACCAUAAGUAGAGUUGUUCCAAUACCAUUUAUAUAAUGGUACCACUGAUUACCUUGUACCCCGGACAUUUUCUUUCUCAUUCAUAAUUUCAUUAACUUUUUUUUUCUGCCCGAUUGUAAUUUUAAAUACAGUUUAGAAUAACAGCAUAUCAACCUUGUUAUUUGGGAAUGGUGCUGUAGUACAAGAUUCCAAUGAAUAGAAAAUAAAGAUUUAAACCCCCCAAAUUUGUUCAAAUAUAUGCCAUAAAAAACUGCCUAGAAUUCAGGAAACUAAAGCGCUGGAGAAAAAUUGACAUGUGAAAUGUUUACCUAUCGUUCUUUCAUACUGAACUCUUCAAUUUACAAUUUUAAAGGUGUGAUAACAAAAGUUCAAAUUUGUUUAAAACAAAAAAAAAACUUUUUUGUGUUUUUCUAUUUUAAAAUCCAAUCAUUUCUUGGUAAUGUUCUAUUAUGGAAUGGCAUUAUUGACCAUAGAAAAAUAAAUACGGAGGUUUGCGGUCCACAUAGCCAACUCUGGACGUGAUGCUGCAGCUUGGAAAGCUUAUUCUGACGUGCAGUUGUACCACCUCUGUAUGUGAUUCAGCCACGAAUUCCUCCUCCUUCCAACAGACCUUUUCCCUUGUAUCUUCUCUUCAAUGAUGAGUUGCAAUAGCUGGUCUCUCGCCUGUCAUUAAAUUAAAAUGAAUGAUAUCUUUUCCAUUUUGCAAGGUUAGUACAUUAGUACUGAUAUAAGGAAUCAGUUAUUUUUUUAAUAUUUAAUAACUUUACUCCAAAGUAAACAUCAGGCAUAAAAAAAACAUUCGUUUUCUUUAAUUGGCAGCAACUAGGUUAAAUUUAUAGAGAAUGGAAGUAAUAGUGUUGACCAAUAAUUUUAUGUAGAAAAUUUCAAUAACCUACCACUAUAAUAAUUUAAAUUGAAAAUUACUAGACUAUUUAAAGUAUUUGUUUUAAAACUUUUUUUUUUUCAUUCAUUUAGUUAAUUAGUAGGUACCACUCAGUGUAUCAUCAAUUGAGUCUUGCUAGUAAUACAGUUACAACACCCACAUCAUUUGAAAUCAAUCAGGUAAAGUAACAACUCUAGCCAUUAGGAGAUCACUGAAAGCUAUAUAAAAUAAAUAAACAUAAAUUGUUUUUAAAAUAAAAGGGCUUUUAAUAUACUAGGAUAAGCAUCAUUUUUGCUAAUUUUAUUACAUUUUUCAUUUUAUAACUCCAUUUUCAUGAAUUAUAUUGGUGCUGGUAAUUGGUGUCCUUAAGGUGUAGUAAUAAUAAUUUGUAAGUAAAUGUAACUAAUCACAUUUGUGUAUGCCUUAACAAAACACUGUUAGCAUAAGCUUAGCAGAGCACGUACCUUUUAACGAGACUGUAUUUGCUGGUGUUCUGUGAUUUAAAUUCUUGUAUUAUCUGCUCACAGUGCAUUCCAGCUAAUUUUUACAUUUUCUGACAGUCAAUCUUGUCAUAAACUGCUCAAGAUUCAGCUGUAACGGAGCUUGUCUUACCACUGUUGCAACUGAUGACAUAUUAGAAGUAGUUCCAUGUUUUAUUAAUGCCUUCGUGACUGAAAGAAAACAUUUGGCAUAAUUUCAAAAAUGUUCUGUUUAGCUGGAAUGCUUUAUAGGUUGGUGGAUGCUACAGUGAAGUGUGUGUGUAUUUGUUUGUAUGUGCAAAAGCCAACAAGCAUUAGUGCCAUUAAGGCAGGUAAUUCUGUAACAAUUGGUGAUUUUCAGCAACUCUUCAUUAAUGAAAGAAUUAUUUUGCAGUUCCAUGUUUUGUUAUGAUUAAGCAAUCUGUACUCUGUUUUUCCAUUAAGGCAUUGUGUUAGUGGUGUUUGCUGUAUCAACUUGCAUUUCCAGACUACAAAUUACACCAUUAUUGCUAUUUGUCUUGCCAUUUGAGUGUAUUAUUUUUGUGUGUACUAUUAAACUUUUAAAUAAGAAAUAAUAUAAAUUUAAGUUACAAAACCUGAAGUCAUUUUCUUGGUACUAUAGUGCCUUGUAAAGGCUUGAAAUAAGAGUACGUGUUUCGAAUAUUACAAAUUUACAAGAACAUUCUCUUAUUGAAGUUGUAUGAAAGGCACAAUUAUUACAGACUAUAUCUCUUCAAUGGGUAAAAUAAACACCACCAAUUAAGUAUUUAAUAUCUAUGUUCUAUGUUGUGCUAGAAAAAAUAUUUGAACAUGAAGGUGCUACUGUAAAACAAAAGUUUACAAAAUCUAACUUAGAUUAAUAAGGUUUACAGCUUAAGUUUUUUUUUAUUCUAGAACUGGGUGUAAACCACUUCAGCUACUUUAAUGAUAAAAACAUGUUUUUUGUGGGUGCAUUCAAUAAUAUUUAUUAAAUUUUGUGAUAGCCCUUCAGAUACCUAAAAUAUUGAUAACGUUGCAGUAGUAUAUUACCAUAUUGAUUGAAGAACCUUAUAUUAUUAAGGUUAUUAUAAUGAAUUGGUCAUGCUCCAAGCUGAAAAAUGUUCAUAUCAUCUUGUAGUUGUACAAAUUAACUCUUCUAGUAAUGAUCUGAUUAAGCAGUGCACCAAUUUAUCUUUUUUCAUUGUGUAAUUAUUUGCUGAUAAGAUCGUUGGCCAGUGUGAAGCAAGACUGAUAGGUUGCAGCUGAUGUGUUCAUUGCAGUUUGUUUUAUGCAGUAGAAAUUGCAGUCAGUGUGGCUUAGCCUUACUUGCGAGCAACAAACACAUUUUUGAAACUCCUGACAUGUGUACAGUUGUACAUUCUGUUGAUUAAUUUAAUUGUUACGCUAUUAAAUAAUGAUUAUCAUGAGCAUAAAAUAUGCUAAUGGCAUAUUAUUUGAGGUAAUCUUUUCAUUACUGAUAUGAUUAUCAGUGUGAAAUGUGCAUUUUAAUGUGUUACUGUAUAAUAAUUAUUUUUUUUUUUUUUACCACCAGUAGGUUGGUUAUGUUGUUUACAUAUUCUUUUAAGUAUAGAUUUAUUUUUGUAACUAGUAGUUGUAUUACCUUGUGUUAUUAGUAUAUUUUUAUACGUGGUUUUCAUGAAAUGAAAGUGAUUAAAAAAAUCAAUGUUUGUUUGGUGCAAAUGGCUCCAGAAACUUAACUUAAUAUUAUCAUCUGCAUAAAUGAUAAACUUAUCAUCAAAUGAAAUUUUUUUUAGUAUACAAAUAUGAUUUUUGACAUUUGUAAAAAAAGUAUCCUGUAAGGUGCACAUUAAACAUUUCUAAAUGUUGAGGAAGAAGCCACUACUGUAAUUUAAAUGUUGCUAAAUAAAUGCAAUACACUGCCAUAAACUGAUUUCAAUGUGAUAAAAUUAUUUUUAAACAAUAUUUUCCUUUAGCUUUGGUUUCUUGUUAACCUGAUUUCAAAAAUCUAAGGUUAAGCAAUGGCAGGUAACUUUGUACUAUGUAUUUUGUGAAUUUCAAUGUUUGUAAUUUAACGUGUUGAAUUUUCUUACUAUAGGGGCUGGUGCAGCAUAAUUUUUUCAUACCUAAUUUUAGAACAUAUUAUAAUAUCAUUCUGGUGUUUUAUUUUAUUGUACAAGUACACGAGUUAAUCUUCUUUUCGGACAUACUGCUAAUCACUAUUAUGCACUUGCCUGCUUAAGAUCAGUUAUUUACAGCUUCGUCGGUGUAAACUUACUAUACUCUCAUUUUUCAUAGUUUUUGGUCAAGUUAGGGAGAUUAAGGGAAGAAAGGGGUCUUCGUAACAUGUUGCCAAUUUUUCUUAAUUAACACUUGGUAAAAUAUACUAAAUGAGCAACUUAAAUCAAUAUUUCUGGUCAUAACUUGUGUGAACAGGUAAAAUUGUAAAUGUGUAAAAUUGGUCUGUCAGUUUCAUUUUUUUUUUCUGCCAAGGUAAUGUCAUGUAAAAAUAAGCUGCACAAGCUUAGUCUGUACCAGCCCAAACAGAUUUUCCUGAUAUUGAUUUUCAAACUGUUUAAAAAUAAUGAUUGGUGAAUUUUUUCUUAUAGUUGAUUUGGAAAUAUUUUUAGGUUUAAAUUAUUUUGCUGGAAAUGAAUCAAACAAAAAUAUAGAUGCUUUCUGUGAGAUUUUUAUUUUAGUAUUUUUUUACACUUGCCAGUAAUAAUCAUGCAUAGUUUGUUAUAACUUAGCCUGUGUGAUGGAGGUUAGAGAUGUUACGUGUAAUCAUACUAUGGGUUCUUAUAUUUAAUUUUUAAUGUCAUUGUAUGGACACAUUUUUUUACAUGAUGCACUCUGCUUUUUAUUGCUUUUUUGUUGUACUGUUAAAAUACUGUUCAAAAAUGGCUGUAAAAUAAAAUGUUGGAAAAAAUUAA
Molecule: messenger RNA, 7742 nt
Organism: Bacillus rossius redtenbacheri
Lineage: Eukaryota; Metazoa; Arthropoda; Insecta; Phasmatodea; Bacillidae
Product: N(G),N(G)-dimethylarginine dimethylaminohydrolase 1
Exons: 6
Coding region: 1651-2373 (240 amino acids)
Biological process (GO): positive regulation of nitric oxide biosynthetic process; arginine metabolic process
Molecular function (GO): dimethylargininase activity; amino acid binding
Source: RefSeq, a predicted model, not a curated record